AUUGAUAUACUAGUUCCUCAACCAAUUUUAGGUUCUCAUAAGAGGGGGGAGUUUAGGAUCGAGUUUCGAGGCAUUUGGAGGUCAAAACGAGCCAAAAACUAGAGGUUGUGCACAAGUCACGGCCUGAGACGUGACAUUCGACAAAUAGGCAGUGAGAUGAGCAAAAAAGAAGUAGGUUUUAUACAAGUCACGGCCAGUUCACAAGUCAUGGGCUGAGUGUCCCAAGUCACUGUUGUGGUCGUGACUUAUGACACAGGGGGUGACUUGGGACGUUCCAGUGGCCAAAAUGGCACGUUUUUUGCCGAUGUCACGACCUUGCUCGAUUUCAAGACCUUGACUUAUGAAAAUGACUCGUGCAAACUGUUGUAUUAAGUUGUUGUAAUUCUGAGAGAUGAGAGCUGGGUUUUUUACCAAAAACAUCCAAGGGGUGUUCCAAAGAUAGGGAGAUCGAUCUAGGAGGGUUCUUGGACCAUUGGAGCUAGAAUAAGAAUAGCAUCCCUAGGCAUAGAGAUUGAAGAUCUUAAACCUUAUCUUGUACUCUCUCUCCUCUUUAUGGAAUAGUUCUCCUUUAAUAAAGUUUCGAUGAACCUUAGCCAUGUGUAGCUGGAUUAAAUGAUUGUAUGAGUAUUGUAUCUUGAUUCUUUAGUUCAUAUCCAAUAUAUGCUUGAUUUUGCGGUUCUAUUAUGCUCCAUUGUGUAUUGUUGAUUAUGCUUUGACCCUAUGAUAGAGAAUAUCUUGUUAGGACAAUAGAGCACCAUGGGAGUAAGGGGUCGAUUUCACUAGCACUAUUCAGGUAUUUGCUUUGUAUUGUGCUGGAACCUCACCAAAUAGAGAUAGUCUAGUGUAGAACGCUUUGAUCGGUUUAUAUAGAAAAGGUUAAGGGCUUCUAAGCAAUCCACUUACGAGGGCCUUGAUUGCUCAAAAAGAUAUUCAAGGUCUAGUCAAGGAUCCUCUGCAUUAUGAAUGACGAAUAAAUCAAGUUAGAGGAUCAUCAACAAUAGAUCUGGUUAUUGGCUACUGGGAAUAAAUGCCUAUGUGAGCUCCCAAUUUGUAAUUAGUUAGUGUAGGUGUUAUGGUAGUUUAGUUAGUGUAGUUUCUUAAUCUCAAUCUUAUGUGGCUAGAUAACAAACAAAAGCAGGAUAAUAGUAAACCUAGAGACCCUAGGGUUUGGUAAUUUUAUUACUUUACUUCCACUGUACUACACCAGAUUGUUAGUUAUACUUGACCUUCGAUUUGGAGAGUAGUUUAGAGUGAUUCAAGUUUUUUUUCAUUGUUACCAGAGAUUCCUAAGUUAUUGGGAAAUGCUUAAGUUUGUUAAUUGAGUUGUUUUUUAUUCAUUUAUUUUAUUUCCACCUUUGCGUUUGAAGGUGUUUUUGUUUAGGUUGAAUCGUGGAUUCCAAUGGAUUCUCCAACAUGUGGGUGCAUCCACCCACAUCUGAAUGGGGUUAACUUGAAGUUUUAUGGGCCAACCGAGAAGGUGGAAUCCAAGGACUCGGGUUCAUUCCACUUCAACCUCCCUUCCAUUAAGAACUACCAUACCCAUGAGGAUUUCAAAAAGCUUCCCCAUACCCAAAGACUUCCUUCCACAACCCGAGGUGAAAUCCGAGUUUGAGUUAGCUAUGGACCCCUUCAUAGAACAUUCAUCAAGACUAUGUGACACUCCACAACUGGAUACCAAGAGCUCAUUGGAAGUUGUCAUGGAAAAAUUUGAAAUUGCAUGCUCCAAUGUAGCUUAUCAACCCCCCUCCCCCCCUUCGAUUUGAAGCUAGGAGAGAAAGUUGAGCAAGCUUGUGCACGAAUUCAUCUCUUAACAUUUGAAGAGGAAGAGGAGGUUGAAGAGGCAAUCAAUGAUGACCCUGUGGAGCAAGAUGGUCUCAUCCUUGAAAGCUCUCGUGGUGAGGACCACCAACAGUGUUUCGCUAACGACUUCCACACCUUUACCCAUCCUAAACCAACUUUGAAGACCAAGUCUCGAGGGCAUAGGUGCAAGAUGACCUUAUGAAUGGCCUUGCAUGGAACUUGCUCUCCAAUUCGUGCUUGACGACAAGGAUGGGAAUGUGAGAGAGGAGCUUGAGAUCGAGGAAGUGAGCAUCGAGAAGGAAACUCUUUGUUCCAAGGGGAGGAAGAGAUUUUUGAAGUAAAAGGGGAGGUUGAGGACGCAAUUAGUGUCCAAUCAAUGGACAAGGUAAUGAUGGAUGAAGCCUCUACAAGUUACAAAUGCUGCCAACAAUCCCCCCCCCCCCCCCCCCCCCCCCCCCCCAACCUUGAUGCACUUAUAGAGAAAGACCCAUUUGAGGUGUCUCUUUGCCAAAACAAGGCCACAUCAUCAUUGAUCCUUCUUUGUGGAUGAAGUGGUGGUCAAUCUAGGUAUGCUACAAGCAGGGGCGGAGCCAGGAUUCGGAAGUCGGAGGGGCCGAAUUUUUUUCAUUGGAUCCGUCAAAUGUUAAAACAAUAAUAAUAUAUGAUAUGAACAAAAAUUUAUUACUGUUAUCGUGCAUACAUUAUUUAAGAUAAUUAAAAAAUCUAAACAUAUGAUAUGAACUAAAUUUUUUUGUCAGUAUGUUCAAGAUAAAUAAUAAAUGACAAGGAAAAAACUAAUCUUUCUUUUCCAGCUUGUACCAUAUUAUUCUUUGUUAUUGUAAUUGAACAAUAAUUGUAUAUGCAUAUUAGUAUUUGCAAAAUAAAAAUUGAUAUUUAAGCAGAAACUAAACUAAAGGUAAGUAAUUAGGUUUAAUUUUAAGCAAAAGCUGAACUAAAGUUAAGUAUUUAAGUUUAACUUUAAGCAAAAGUUAAAGAAAAGUUAGAAAAACUAAUAAAUUUGCUGCCGCUGGGGAUUGAAACAGUGUACAACACUAAGAAAAAGCAACAACAAGACCACUAGACUAUAAGAUACUACAUUGAUACAUUGCUGCACACUUUGAUAAUUAUAUUAACGUUAAAUUAUUUCAUAAUUUUAAAAAUUCUCGAUGUAUUUAUACGUGAUCUACGAAAUUCUCGGGGGGGCCGGGGCCCCCCCAAGCCUUAAGGUAGCUCCGCCCCUGGGCUACAAGGUAAGGGCAAAGAGAAGAAAGAAGAAGUGGUCUCACGGGUGGAGCUUUAAUUCUCAUCAAGUCUACGACCCAUCCUCACAACUUUUCACUCCAUAUGCACAUGAUUUGCACCUCCACAUCACCGACGAGAAUCUCAACUUCCAAGAGGUUUUUGGGUGGACCAAAACUUCAGCAUCCCCGUUCGGCUUAAGACGUAAAGGAAGUGCUAAUUGGGAUUUGGGAGGCAACCCAACACUUUGGUUUGUUAUUUAUUUCCAUUUGUUUUGUUUUUGUUUUGCUUGACUUGUUUUGUGAGUUCUUUGUGUAUAAACUACCAUUUUUAUAUUACGUGGCGGUUUCUACCCGAUCUACUCUAUAGGGAGUGCCCUCAAGUCUCGUCCAACAUUCUUCACACAUGAUCCGGUAACUUCAUUCCACACGCAUCUCUGUCCUACAUUGAGGACAAUGUCGUGCUUAAGUGUGUGGGUGUUGUAUAUGUGUGAUAAAUGGUGUGUGAUUGAAAUUUUGGUCCGUCUUUUGAGUGCUUGGAACUUGGAUACGCCGAAAUUCAAAACAUUUGAUAGCUCCAAGUACAUGUGUGAACGAAAUGCUUUUGGGCUUGAUUCGAGCCUAAUUAUACACAUUUGCACCCCUUUUACUUAAUCUCUUAACUUGGAUUCAUCGUCCUUGAGGCCAUUUUUUGCUAGGUUAUGCCUUGUGAUUUCAAAUCAUUCCUUACUCUAAAUGAUUGUUUCAUUACCAGUAACACACACUUUUAUCGAUAAGCAGCUUACGAUAAAUCGUAAGGGUAGUUAAUCUAAAUCUCACAUGUAAGAGUAAAAAAAAAAACUUGGUUAGGCUAAUUGGUUAUUUGAAUUCAAUUUUACAGAUCAAGAUGAACCCAUGAUUCUUUACAAUAGAACAAAAACCUGAUAACAUU
Linum trigynum is the source of this 3969-nucleotide messenger RNA. The record is from the annotation of a GenBank genome assembly. NCBI's taxonomy places the organism in Eukaryota, Viridiplantae, Streptophyta, Magnoliopsida, Malpighiales, Linaceae.